Molecule: messenger RNA, 504 nt
Organism: Suricata suricatta (meerkat)
Lineage: Eukaryota; Metazoa; Chordata; Mammalia; Carnivora; Herpestidae
Product: small integral membrane protein 30-like
Exons: 3
Coding region: 196-372 (58 amino acids)
Source: RefSeq, a predicted model, not a curated record
GUGGGAAGUGUAGUUUGGAGACCCCGCCCUCCUCGCCAUUCCUGUAAUGGCUGCUUCCAGGAAGGCUCUGUCACGUGGAACCUCUUAGCCUCAGCAUCCGGAACUCCAGGGAGUAUUUCGAAUCAGAAUUAUUCAUAAAUACUUUAUUUGAAACUUUCUGCUCUCAAGAUCCAGAUACGUGAAGAUUCCAACAUCAUGGCUUCAGUUUCAGCACAUUUGUUCUUGGUCCUCAUUUCACUGCUCUUGGUGCUGCCUGUUGAAGCAGUAGAAGCUGGAGAUGCAAUCGCUCUCUUGCUAGGUGUGGCACUCAGCAUUACAGGCAUUUGUGCUUGUUUGGGGGUAUAUGCACGAAAGAGAAAUGGACAAAUGUGAUUUUACAGAUGGGCCUUCUAAAUCAGACCUUGCCCAGAAAACCUUUGUGAAUUAUUGAGGCUAGAAAUUGAUCUUUAGUGUCUGAAAGUUCCCAGGAAAUAGGGUAUUUUCACAUUUUUGUCCCCCUGUAAA